AUGGCGCCCCGAAAGUAUCCUGACGCAGUCAUGACAGCGAGGCAAACCCCGGAUGAGGAGCGCAAUAUUGAGCUGUGCAAGGAAUAUAUGGCCAUUUCCUACUCACCCACAGAAAACAAAGGCGCUUCCUCAGUACAGCACCUCUGUCACCCGGAUAGCUGGUUCUGGGCACCAGCAACAUUUCCGGGAUGCCAGACCCCCAUGGACUACGCAGACUCACACUCUGUUGUCAUGGACAGCGUUGCGGAUCUGCACAUCAUCCGCUUUGACCAAGCCUGGGCCAAGGACGGCCACGUUCUACUGCGCUACACGGCAGAGGGAAGUCACUGCGGGAAACCUUAUAAGGGCAUCGAAAAGACGGGUAAACAUGCGCGAUGGAGCGCCGCGGCGAUCUUCGAGGUGGAGGAUGGAAAGAUUGGAAGUUUUACCAAAGAUUGGGACCAGAAGACUAUGCAGAUUCAACUCGGCUGGGCUCCUGUCAAUGAGAGUGAUGACCCUCGCUGGAAUUCCGAGGCGCUGGCGAACCCUGAAAAGUCACAGAAGACUAAGGGCUGA
Neoarthrinium moseri is the source of this 555-nucleotide messenger RNA. RefSeq lists its product as uncharacterized. The coding region runs from base 1 to 555 and encodes 184 amino acids. The record is from RefSeq and is a predicted model, not a curated record. Gene Ontology annotation, biological process: polyketide metabolic process. Lineage: Eukaryota; Fungi; Ascomycota; Sordariomycetes; Amphisphaeriales; Apiosporaceae. The transcript has 3 exons.